UUUCUUCUGGAAGCUUCGGAGUUUAGACCGGUUUACCCACAGUGCACCGCGGCGCUUCCCUUUCUUCUCAGAUUGUACAGGGUCCAAAAUGUCGCUCCUGGACGGUCCCCUAAACGUGCUCGGACAGAGGAUAACCGGCGAGUCCGUCCGCACGCAGAAUGUCAUGGCUGCAGCAUCCAUCGCCAACAUCGUCAAAAGCUCCCUGGGACCAGUCGGUCUUGACAAGAUGUUGGUGGAUGACAUUGGGGACGUGACCAUCACAAACGACGGGGCGACCAUCCUGAAGCUGCUGGAGGUUGAGCACCCGGCGGCUAAAGUUCUGUGUGAACUCGCCGACCUGCAGGACAAGGAGGUCGGGGACGGGACCACCUCUGUGGUGAUUCUGGCGGCAGAGCUGCUGAAGAGCGCAGACGAGCUGGUCAAACAGAGGAUCCACCCCACGUCGGUCAUCAGUGGAUAUCGUCUGGCGUGCAAGGAAGCUGUGCGCUACAUAAACGAGAACCUCACAAUCGCAGCAGAUGAACUGGGCAGAGAAUGUUUAAUCAACGCAGCAAAGACGUCCAUGUCCUCAAAAAUCAUCGGAGUUGAUUCAGACUUCUUCUCAGACAUAGUGGUGGACGCUGCCAUGGCGGUGAAGUUCACAGACGGCAGAGGCAUGGCCAAGUACCCCAUCAACUCCGUGAACGUGCUCAAGGCCCACGGGCGCAGCCAGAAGGAGAGCUUCCUGGUCAACGGAUACGCCCUCAACUGCACCGUGGGGUCACAAGGGAUGGUGAAGCGUGUGGUGAACGCUAAAAUCGCCUGUCUGGACUUCAGCCUGCAGAAGACCAAGAUGAAGAUGGGCGUCCAGGUCAUCAUCAACGACCCCGAGAAGCUCGACCUCAUCAGACAGAGAGAGUCCGACAUCACCAAGGAGAGAAUCCAGAAGAUCCUGGCGACGGGUGCCAACGUGGUCCUGACCACCGGGGGCAUCGACGACAUGUGCCUCAAGUACUUCGUGGACGUGGGCGCCAUGGCGGUGAGGCGGGUGCUGAAGAGGGACCUGAAACGCAUCGCCAAGGCCACGGGAGCCACCGUGUGCUCGUCCCUGAGUAACCUGGAGGGGGAGGAGACGUUUGAGGCCACCAUGCUGGGCCAGGCCGAGGAGGUGGUCCAGGAGAGGAUCUGUGACGACGAGCUCAUCCUCAUUAAGAAUACCAAAGCGCGCACGUCCGCCUCCAUCGUGCUGCGCGGGGCCAAUGACUUCAUGUGUGACGAGAUGGAGCGCUCGGUUCACGACGCCCUGUGUGUGGUCAAGAGGGUGCUGGAGUCCAAGUCUGUGGUGCCAGGAGGGGGCGCUGUGGAGGCCGCUCUGUCCAUCUACCUGGAGAACUACGCCACUAGUAUGGGCUCCAGAGAGCAGCUGGCCAUCGCAGAGUUCGCCCGCUCCCUCCUCGUCAUCCCCAAGACUCUGGCCGUGAACGCCGCUCAGGACUCCACUGACCUGGUGGCCAAACUCCGAGCCUUCCACAACGAGGCGCAGGUCAACCCGGAGCGCAAGAACCUCAAGUGGAUCGGCCUGGACCUGAUCAACGGCAAACCGCGCGACAACAAGCAGGCGGGCGUCUACGAGCCCACCAUGGUCAAGACCAAGAGCCUCAAGUUCGCCACCGAGGCCGCCAUCACCAUCCUCCGCAUCGACGACCUCAUCAAGCUCUUCCCCGAGCCCAAGGAGGGAGGCGGCUCGUACAGGGAUGCCCUGCAGUCCGGCUCCCUGGAGGGCUGAAGUCCAAGUCCGGUCUUAGGUCCUGUUUCGUUUCUGUAUCUGUAUUUAUACAUCUGUAGUGUUCGCUCCGCACUUGCCUGUUUACUGAUGAUCUGUUGCUCUCACUCAGACUGUAAGAGAUUUUUGUUUAGGACGUUUAAGAAAAUAAAAGCCCCAACGGUUGUGAACGACCGUUGGAAAUGACUGAA
Molecule: messenger RNA, 1953 nt
Organism: Boleophthalmus pectinirostris (great blue-spotted mudskipper)
Lineage: Eukaryota; Metazoa; Chordata; Actinopteri; Gobiiformes; Gobiidae
Gene: tcp1
Product: t-complex 1
Exons: 12
Coding region: 89-1765 (558 amino acids)
Biological process (GO): protein folding
Cellular component (GO): chaperonin-containing T-complex
Molecular function (GO): ATP hydrolysis activity; ATP binding; ATP-dependent protein folding chaperone
Source: RefSeq, a predicted model, not a curated record